Molecule: messenger RNA, 5278 nt
Organism: Parathielavia appendiculata
Lineage: Eukaryota; Fungi; Ascomycota; Sordariomycetes; Sordariales; Chaetomiaceae
Product: glycoside hydrolase family 18 protein
Exons: 9
Coding region: 350-5278 (1642 amino acids)
Biological process (GO): carbohydrate metabolic process; chitin catabolic process
Cellular component (GO): extracellular region
Molecular function (GO): chitin binding; chitinase activity
Source: RefSeq, a predicted model, not a curated record
GGCCAAGAUCCGCCGUGAAUAUGAGCUGCCAGUCUGCAGUACUGGCGAGGCUCCCAACGGCGAGUCCCUCGUAGGGGAGGACUCGCUGUCGUUGCUGUUCGGCAGACAGGUCGUGGGAGGCGACGACUAUUCGUGCGGCCCAGACCGUCCCUGCAAGAACAAAGCGUGCUGCCCCAAGGAGACGCUUCAGUGUAACUAUGGUGAGGAGUACUGCGGCACGUCGGGCAUCUCGCCCAAUGAAGUCUGCUGGUCCAACUGCGAUGCCAAAGCAGAAUGUGGCAAGAACGCCAAGGUCCCUGGCCAAAAGUGUCCUCUCAACGUCUGCUGUGGAAAAUGGGGCUUUUGCGGAAUGACAAAGGACUUUUGCGAAGUGGAAGAUCAUGGCGCCACUGGCGGUUGCCAGUCCAACUGCGACCAGCCAGGGCCCAAGGGCAAGGACUCUGAACAGCUGGAUCGUGUCAUUGGAUACUACGAGGCCUGGCGAUACAACUCUGAAUGUCAGGGGAUGCCCCUGAACGACAUACCCAUCAACUCGCUGACUCACCUGUACUUUUCCUUUGCAUUCAUCACCCCCGAGUUCAACAUUAUCGGCAUGGACGGUCUGCCCUCGGAGCUCUUCAGCAAUUUCACCGACCUGAAGAAGGGCAAUCCGAGCCUCAAGGUGAUCAUUGCCAUCGGAGGAUGGACACACAACGACCCAGGACCUCUGCAGAAGGUGUUUAGCAACAUGGUCAGCACGAAGCAGAACCGGUCGACCUUCAUUGAGAACCUGAUGGCCUUCCUCCGUCAAUAUGCGUUUGAUGGUGUUGACUUUGACUGGGAAUACCCCGGGGCUGACGACAGAGGUGGCGUGCCCGAGGAUGGCGUUAAUUUUACCCAGUUCCUCAAAGAGCUCGAAGAAGAAAACAAGAAGCAGCCGAAAAGAUACAUUGUGUCUUAUACCGCGCCAACGAGCUUCUGGUAUCUGCGCCACUUUGACCUGAAGUCGGUCGACUAUGUCGACUUUGUUAAUGUCAUGUCUUAUGAUCUGCACGGAGUUUGGGAUCGUGACAACCCGAUCGGAUCUCACAUCUACGGACACACAAACCUGACGGAGAUGAGUCUGGCGUUUGACUUGUUCUGGCGCAACGAUGUGCCAGCCGGCAAGCUGAACAUGGGCCUUGGGUUCUACGGCCGAGCCUUCCAGCUAGCCGACCCGGCCUGCAACAAACCCGGCUGCGUCUUCAAGGGAGGCGCAACGAAAGGGGCCUGCAGCGGCGAGUCCGGCAUCCUCAGCUAUCGGGAGAUCAUGGAGAUCAUCCGAACCAAGAAGCUCAAGCCCGUCCACGACAAGGUGGCGGGCGUCAAGUACAUCACUUGGAACACUGACCAGUGGGUGUCGUACGACGACAAGGAGACGUUCAAGCAGAAAAAGGACCUGGCCAAGGAGCUGGGCCUCGGUGGGUUCCUGAUCUGGGCCAUUGACCAGGACGAUGACCAGCUGUCGGCGCUGUCGGCCGUGCUGGACCCCAAGCCGCUGGGCGAUUUCCGGGCAGACAAGGCCGACGACAACUGGACGGGCUCCAACGAGAUGUGCUACAUCUCCAAGUGCGGCGAGGGGUGCAACCCCGGCGACAUCAAGAUCACGCAGCAAAAGUGCGACAAGGGCAAGGAGAGCAAGCUCUGCUGCCCGCUCUCGGGCGCCCCCGAUCCCAAGGACUGCACCUGGCGAGGCGGGCCCCCCUUUUGCAACGGGCAUUGCCACGACGAUGAGGUCAUGACGCACAUGAGCAAAUGGGGCGGCGGAGCCGACUGCUGGGACGGUCAGAUGGCGCACUGCUGCACGAGUCCGCUCGGCGAGGAGAACACGUGCUACUGGGCCGGCGUCGCCGAGGAGUGCAAGGCGGGCCAUCUGCCCUUGACCUUCUCGGGCACCGUGCUCAGCAUCCUCGACGACAUUGCCGAGGUGAUCCUCGCCGUCGUCGGCCGCGCCGUCCCACUGGUCUCGCUCACCGGCCGCCUGCUCCUCGAGGUGCUCGACCAGCUCGACCUCGACACCAACAAGCUGUACUGCUGUCCCGAGAAGGACCUCGAGCGCUGGAAAAACUGCGCCUGGUACGGCAAGCCGGGCAGCUGCUUCGACGGCCACUGUCCCGACAUGAAAUUCGUGCAGCUCACCGACAGCUACUUUGGCGGCGGCGAGACGUGCGGCAUCCAACUCUCGCGUGUGCGCACCUUCUGCUGCGAGUCGGCGGGCGAUCCCCUGUUCCUCCCCGUGCCCCUGGGGAACCUGUUUGAGCACCCGCCCGACGGAGACAGCGUCGACACCGACUUCAGCCUCGAGACGGACAAGUCCUCGGCGAGCGGCGACGACGACCCCAACGAGGCCGCCUUUCAGUUCGUCGUCCUGGCGUCGCCGGAGGAGCUGCAGGUGUCGAUCGACAAGCGCGACGGCUCCCAUUGGGACGUCUUUGGAUGCGACGACGCCGUCACCGAGGGCGAGCACACCGUCAGCAUGGUCUGCACCGACUUCUCCGAGAACAGCAACUGCCACAAGAUUGGGCUCGGCCACGGCGUCCCCGGAACCAUCCUGCAAAUGCCCCCUGGCUGCGGUCCUGGCAAGUACGCCGUCGCCAAGAGCAUGGAGCCCGCCCCGGGUGACGACCACGCCAAGCUGCUGCCGCGCCGCCUCACCCACCUCGCGCCCCGGAAGCCUGUGGUGUACUCGCUGACCUUUGACUACGACUUCGCCCGUGUUCCGCGCGACCUCGGAAGCACCCAGAUGCGCAUCGACUUUAGCAACCAGGACGACUAUUGGGACACGGUCGUCGCCGGGUCUGUGUCCAAGAAGAAGAGGGACCUCACCAAGCGCACGCUCGCCGACGUGGGCGGCAACCACGUCAGAUGGCUUGAGGAGGAGUUCCGAGACGAUUACCACUUUGGCGGGCUGGACAAGCGCGACCUGCACGAGCGGUGGUUCGGCACGAGCAUCCUCGAGUGGCUCGCGCAGCUCGUCAAGCCAGAGAUCAAGCGCGAGUUCAUGCACAGGUACGACGACACUCUGACGGCCAAGCUCAUUGACGAGACGUGGUCCUGUUCAAAGGGCGACGUCAGCUACGAAGGCCACCUGCUCGCCCAGGCCCUGCUCAAAGUCAAGGUCGAGUCCAGCUUUGGCUUCACCCUCAUCGUCAGCAAGCUCAGCCUGCCCCUCGACCUGAGCCAGAGCUAUCUCACCUUUUACAACAAGGGCGAGAUCACGGGCGUUCUGACCCUCGAGGCCGUUGCCAAAGUAUUCUACGAGAAGAAGAGCGUCAUUCUGAACAUUCCCUUCCCCGGCGCCUCCUUCAAGAUCCCGGGCAUCGCCACCAUCGGUCCCCAGCUCACGGUCGAGGGCAGCAUCGAUGCCUCCCUCGCCGUGGCAGGCACCAUUGAGACCAAGCUGGAGAUUGCCAAGUGGGAAGUUCGCCAAGUCGUGCCGGACAACAACGACGAUGCGUACAAGCCCAAGGAGAUCGGCGAAGGCGACACCAGCCUGGACCGCACCGGCAACUUUGACGGUAUCAAGAAGCCUGAAUUCUAUGCGGGCGUCGCCGUUCAAGGCGACGUCACAGCCCGGCUCUCGGCUGCCGCCGAGUUUGGCAUCCGGUUCGCCGACAGGUGGGAGGUCGACCCGGCUGCCGCCGCCGUCGUUGGCGAGGCCAGCGUCAUGGCCAAGCUGACGGCGGGCGUGUCGACCAACGCCGUCUGCCCCUUCACGUACAGUCUCGACGUCGGCGCCCGCCUGUAUGCCAGAGUCCAGGCGCCGCAGGUCUUUGGCUGGUCCGGCGGCGAAUACGACCUGACGCCAAAGUGGAACAAGGGCAUCAUCGAGGCAGGCACCUGUCCGGACCUGGGAGCCAUCCCGUCCAAGAGAGACCUGGGCAUCGUCGGGGCCGCCAACUAUUCUGCCGCCGACAGGCAUGGCUACUACGGUCUGCCUCCUCCGCUGGAGAGCGCCGGCUUAGUCGACAACGACGGAAUACAGCGGCGAUCCAGUCAUCAUCUGGCCAAGAGAGGAGGCGUGUACGGUCCGGUGCUCAGCCUCCCAAUCGGCAAGUUCUUCUGCCCGCCGUCCAACGAUCCUAACGAGAACGAAAGCAGCUCCUGUGCAGACGUUGAGCCAGCAUGGGACAAGGACAAGUACCUCAAUGAGGAUUACGAGAACAUGCGCAGGAGGCGGUCAGAGGACGCUAUUCCUGAUGGCCACGAUGAUGAUCUGGACGACGUGGAAGGGGAGAUCCUGGCGCACAUCUUCGGGCGGGCCAUCAGCAGGAAGCCCGUCAAGGCAUGCAGCCUCAGGACAACCUUUAGCUACCCGACGGACGGCUCGCUCGCGACCGGCGCCCUCAUCUACGGCUGGGAGCAGCCCAACGUCUGCGGCAGCUACGACUGGGGCGGCCCGCUCAACGCACGCGUUGCCGGUACUACCUACCACUCGGAGCAUAUCCUCGAGGCCCAGAUGGUGUCGCAGUUCUUUGCCUACAUGGACGAGAAGACUGCUCCCGUGGCCAACCCGGACCCCAAUGCCCCCGUCAACAAGAGGACCAUCUCGUUCUGCGACUACGUCAACGUCAUGUUCGACAUCAACGCCGUCGCGGCCCCGGGCAUCGACACAGCCCAGGGUUUCGCCGCACAGCUCAAGCCCCUCGACCACAUCGCCGCCCAGUUCCCGACACACCAGUGGAAGACGGACGAGUACGUCUCGCUUGAGUCCGUCAUCAACACACCCGCCAAGGGCAAGGCCUGGGGCACCGACGACAACAUCAUCAACACGUCGUCAUGGCUGACCGACAAGUUGCCCAACGCCGCGGGCGCCCGGGCGAUGCUCAAGGCGAUGCGCUCCCUCAUCGGGUCCCGCCUGUACCACAACGACUGGACCGUGCUGGGCAUCCUCCGCGCGCAAAAGGCCCGCGUGGGCGCCAUCCUCGGCCUGCUCGACACCACGGUGCUGCCCGCCAACCCGCCGCCGGGCCUCGCCGCCUGGCCGCAGCAGGGUUUCCAGCUGCAGGCCGAGUGGGACACGUUCAUGAAGGGCGAGUUCCUCCUGAUGCAGACGAAGACCAUGAAGGUCAUCAAUGAUUUCAUGGGGCCCCUGAGGGAGCAGUGGACGAGCGACGCCGUCAAGCAGGCCAACGAGGACCAGCCGGGCGACAGCGCCACCGUCCUGGCGACCAAGCAGGGCGUCAGGAACCUAAUUGAUGACAUUGAGGCCAUGAAUGACUACCUGGCGACCAUGCCUGCUUGGCAGUGGCCUUUCUGA